GUGGGAUGGGCGGGAGGGACCCAAAAUGGCGGACGCAGCCCCGCCCCCGCAGGUGAGCGCGGGGCGGCACUCCCGAGGCCAGUGCGAUUGGUCAGCGGUGCCGUCAGUCACCCGUUGCCGCGGCAACGCGGACCCGUCCCGCGACCCGCUCUCGGCUCCUGAUUGGCUAACGCGCGGGGUGACGCGCGCGCGGGGGUUUUACGGCCCCGGGCUUCGGGAAUUGCCUGGAGAGGGCGGGUGGUGGGUCGGGCGGACGGAGGUGUCUGUAGCCGCCAUGACGUUCAAGCGUAGCCGGGACCGUUUCUACAGCACUCGCUGCUGCGGCUGCUGCCAUGUGCGCACCGGGACCAUCAUUCUGGGCACCUGGUACAUGGUGGUGAACUUGCUGAUGGGCAUCUUGUUGACAGUAGAAGUGACUCAUCCAAAUAUAGUGCCAACAGUUGAUAUCCAGUAUGAAGUCAUUGGAAAUUACUAUGCUUCCGAGAGAAUGGCUGAAAAUGCCUGCGUUUUGUUUGCCAUCUCCCUCCUCAUGUUCACAAUCAGUGCAAUGAUGGUGUAUGGUGCCAUUGCUCAUCGUGUAGGCUGGCUGAUCCCAUUUUUCUGUUACCAACUCUUUGACUUUGUGCUCAGUUGUCUGGUUGCCAUCAGCUCUCUAACCUACUUGCCCAGAAUCAAGGAUUACCUGGAUCAGUUGCCGGAUUUCCCUUACAAAGAUGACCUUCUUUCCUUGGACUCCAGCUGUCUCUUGUUUAUUGUUCUGGUGUUCUUUGCCUUAUUUAUCAUUUUAAAGGCAUAUCUAAUUAACUGUGUAUGGAACUGCUAUAAAUACAUCAGCAACAGAAAUUUGCCAGAGAUCGCUGUGUACCCUGCUUUUGAAGCUCCUCCACAGUAUGUUCUGCCAACCUAUGAAAUGGCAGUGAAGAUGCCUGAGAAGGAACCUCCACCUCCCUACAUACCUGCCUGAAGCAAUUUUUAUGUUAAUUAACAUCUGUACCAGCUUCCUGGAGGUUUUGUCUUUUAAUCUUGCAAAACUGCUUAAGUAAUAGAAAUAUUCAGGGCUUUUAGGAGCAAACUGUUCUGUUUAAAAUAUGUUUGAUAUAAACUUACUAAGCAAAACACAUCUGAGAGUGAUUUUGUUUGCUUUAAUUUUUGUUCUCCUUAAUGCUCUUAAACAUUUUAUUGCCUUAGGGCCUUACACUGCAAGAACUUAUGCAUGUGACUAACUUGUGGCUUUUAAUAAUACCAACUGAGCCACUCUGAUUGAAGUUAGCUACAGUUAUAAGUGUCUGCAGGAUCAUGCCCUUAAUUUAUAUUAAUUUUUUGUAAAGUAGUUCAUAAAGACAAUCUGAUCGUACAGCAAAAUGACAGUUUGCCUUUAUCAAUUUUUUGGAAGGGGAGGGGUUUGAAUGUGGUAUAUACGUGACUUUUUUUACUUUGCACUUUUCUCAUAUGUUAUCUUACCUUUUAUUGUGUUUUUGUUGGUUAUCCUAUGUCUUGAAACAUAGUAUUUUUGAGGAAGAAGUGAGAUGGCACAGGAGUACUAUUACAACAUGCUGUGAAUGCAAGAAAAAUAAAUAGAAAUGUGGAAGAUGGUUGCAUGCUUCUAAUCUUCUAUGUAUUUUCCUCUUUGUGAUAAAUGAUACUUAAAUAAAUCUUUUACAAAAUGUUUACCAUA
Molecule: messenger RNA, 1675 nt
Organism: Chiroxiphia lanceolata (lance-tailed manakin)
Lineage: Eukaryota; Metazoa; Chordata; Aves; Passeriformes; Pipridae
Gene: LAPTM4A
Product: lysosomal protein transmembrane 4 alpha
Exons: 7
Coding region: 26-964 (312 amino acids)
Cellular component (GO): lysosomal membrane
Source: RefSeq, a predicted model, not a curated record